Brassicogethes aeneus is the source of this 2226-nucleotide messenger RNA. The record is from the annotation of a GenBank genome assembly. Lineage: Eukaryota; Metazoa; Arthropoda; Insecta; Coleoptera; Nitidulidae.
AUGGCAAAAAAGUGGAAAGUUUCAAAUAAGAAUUUUGUUUGUGGUACGUGCAGAAAACUGUUUAUAAGUGAAGUGCCUCAGCCAGCAUUGAAUGAGCCCAACGCAGCUACUAAAUUUAGUGAAGACGAACAAAUGGAAGACGACCUCAAAAAAGACAGUAAUUGUAUUCCCAUUGUUAGUGCUAUUAAAAUAGAACAAUCUGCAGAUUCAGAAAUUUUGGAGCAACUUAAACAAAAAUUUAAUGAUCCUUCUACACCAGGGCCAAUAAAGACCAUGAUUCUAACUAUUGCUCCAAAAUCGUGGAGCGAAAACAGGCUUGCAAAAGAGUUUGGAACAUCCAGAAGGCAGGCAAAAAAUGCAAAAGAGUUGGUGGAAAAGUACGGCAUAAUGUCGACGCACAAUCCUCGUGAAGGACGAAAGAUGGAUCCUAAAACUGAGACACUGGUAAAAGACUUUUAUCUUAGGGAAGAUAACAGCCGAGUAAUGCCUGGUAAAAAAGAUUUUGUAUCCAUUAAAAAGGACGAUGGAAAAAGGGAACAUUUGCAAAAACAUUUAAUUCUUUGUAAUGUAAAAGAACUUUAUGAAACUUUUAAACAGGAAUAUUCAUAUGUGAAGGUGGGAAUUACAAAGUUUUUUACCUUGCGGCCUAAGCAAUGUGUCAUCGCUGGUGCUUCAGGAACACAUCUAGUGUGUGUGUGCACAUAUCACCAAAAUGUGAAGCUUAUGUUGAUUGGAGCAGACAUUGCUUGUCUUACGGCUAACACUAACAUUCAUCUCACCUCCUAUAAAGAUUGCCUACAAAAAAUGAUGUGUGCCAAUCCAACUUCAGUUUGUCAUUUAUCAACAUCAAAAUCUCAAAAAAUUGAAAGUUGCAAAUCUUGCCCUGGUAUAAGAAUAAUUCAAGAUCAUUUAAGAAUGGUUUUUGAUCAAAAUCAAAUAAAAAGUGUGACAUUUGAAGCCUGGAUUGGUACUGAUCGCUCUUCUUUUACAACCCAAAUACUACCUAUCGAUGAUUUUGUUGAUCGUCUAUGCGCUGGCCUUGAUGUACUAAAACCACAUGCCUAUAUUGUGGAUCAGCAAGCAUCUUUUUUUAAAUCAUUAAAGGAAAAUUUAGUUGAAGGAGAAAUUAUGGUACAGUGUGAUUUUGCUGAGAACUACAGUUUUGUAGUUCAAGAUGCUGCCCAAUCUUUCCACUGGAACAACAAUCAAGCCACCCUUUUAACAUGCGUGUUUUACUUUAAUAAAGAACGAGAAACUAAAGCGAAAUCGGUUAUAUUAACCCUGCUAGAGAUGACGGCAGAAACCGGUCUCUUCCAACAUCAGGUGAGGAGCAGGAGGGAGAAGCCAAUUUACAAUUCAUAUCUGUACAUCGUUAAGCAAAACCUAAAGAGAAGCUCCAGACUUCGGCUAUCAUCUGCCACAAAGCCAUCAGCGGGCUCCACUUCUCCUGCCAUCCCCAAAUGCCCCGUCAAGGCCCCACCCGUACCUGCGCCUGUGCCACCAACAUCGUUAAAAUGCCUCGAGGCUAAAGAUAAGUGCAAAAGGAGACUAACAAAUGAUGACUUUGAGACUAUUGCUACAAAAAUAAAAGAACUCUUUCCAAAUGAAAGUAAAGAAGUCUAUUACUGUGCACCAGUUUUCAAGAGGUUUUCAAGGGACAAUAAGUCUGAGUCUUCUAAAGGAAAAUUAGUUGAUAAGUACAAAAACAAACUUACUUAUUUAAGAAGAGGUGGAGUUAUUCCUUUAUUAAGACACAAUAAUAAAUUUGAGGGCGAAGACGAAACCGUUUCAACAGGCUUUACCGAAAAUAGUGAUUAUGUAUGGCUGAAAAACAAUUUUGAACCGUGGUCCGAGGUACAAAAAUGUUGGAAACACACAUUUUCUCUUCGAGCAAAAUCCUUUACUGAUGAGAAACACAUUUUACAAAUUUAUGAAGACUGGCCUAUUCUAAAGAAUCCUUUAGGAUAUACAUUGAUUGAAGCCGACUUUAAUCAAAGCUAUCCAAAUAAUUUCAACAACCUGUUAUUAAAUUUUGAAAAAGUACUUCGCAAUGUUUUAAGCCUGAGAGAAAAGUUUUUAUCCCUGCGAGACAAGCCGUGGAUUGAGAUUUUUAAUGCCCCUACAGUAAGUGAAGACUACAAAAUAUACACUGCUUUUAUUCUUCUGUCGGCCCUUAUUCCAUGCACUACAAGGAUUGUAAAAAAAAAAGCAAUGGAAACCGAAUAG